UAAUAAGGUUUUUGAAAAUAAUAAAUGGCGUUCAUUCGAUAUUUUAACUCGUGUGUAGACGUGUAGGUAGUGUGCCCUAUUAAAAUUGUCGUCAUAAUCAUAACCAUGUCCGAUAAUUACAGUGACAAUGACAGCUUAAAAUUAUACGAAGAAGAACGAAACGUAAAAUUAACCAAAAAUUAUGAAUGUUCAGCAGUUAAUGAGCCAUCUAUUAAAGUUUUACAACUAGUAUCCAUUUUUGAAAACGAAGAAUCGGAAACAAAAUUUAAUUCUCUGUCACAGAGACGGCCGCAGAAGACAGGGACAGCCACCCCGACAGCGGCGGUGCACGGGGAGGAAGUGGAAAAACCGAUGCGAGCCGACGAAGCGGACGAGGCGGACGAAGCGGAGGUGUCAUCGACGGACGGAUCCGAACAAUCGGACCAAGCCGAAGGAGAAGCAGCCAUGCCGAGCGGCGGGAAUUCCUCGACCGCGGCAGCGACGUACAGCCCGUCCACAGUGCCCGUGACGAAGCACAGCAGAAGCGGUUGGAUGGGACAGCCCGACCGGAACCUUUUGUUUGUCAUUCACCCGUGGUGCAUGUUGCACAAGUCGGGCGCGGACAGGCAGUCGGAAUUUCCGCCGCCCGGGUUUCUGGAACGUCUCAAGGCCAAGCUGAUGGCCCUGCACCGACAGUCGGACGAACAGCAGCAACAGCACCGGAACGGCUCGGCCGCGGUGGUCAGGCGCCGCCGGCACACCCACCAGAGCAUCAAGUGUUGGUUUCAGUACACGGCCACCGCGCUCGGCGGCGGCGGCGGGCCGUCGUCGGCCGUGUCCACCGCUGUCCACGCCAACGGUCAGCGAAACGAGCCGGCGAUGGUGGUCGAUUUCCUGUCCGUCUGGCGGCGGUACGCAAACGUCACGGCCGACCGCGGCUGACCGCUGCUGCUGCUGCAGCAGGUGUCCAACACCCGCGGUCACGCCGUUUUGUAGUGCAUUGGCGGCAGCUGACGACGACGCGCCGCGGGUGUCCGCGUCCUGCGGUAUGCGAUUUGCCGAUCGGUUUUUCUUUCGUUUUUUAACCGUCGCCAAUCACAUUACUAUAUUAUAUAAUAUAUUAUUGUAGGAUAGGUGUAGAAUUAUUUAUGAUACGCGAUAAAUCAGAAAAAAAAGAAUAUAUUAUGAAUAUCGUUUGGUUGAAAAAAAAAUGUAAUCAAAUAUUAUGUACAAUACAUUUUCCUAACUAUCAUUGAGUGAAAGAAAAACUUCCUAUAUUUUUAAAUCAAAUCAUAGCAUUUUUAUACGUCUUUCCGUUUAACAUAGUAUAUUAAUAUAUGACACCGAGUUAAAUACAUUAAAAGUAUACAUUUCUGUGUCUGUAGUUAAUAUAAUAGGUAUUAUACGUAUAUGAAAUAGCUAGUUAGGUACCUAUAUGUAUCCAAUAUGAACCGAUUCGUUGAUAUGACUAACUAAACUAACUAAAUUUGUUAAACUAAAAAAUACAUCGUAACAAAAAGAUACCAAUGCAUAUUAUGUCUUAAUAUAGCCUUAGUUAUUAAGUAUAAUUUUAUAUUAUUUUAUAAACAUUUAUGGAUAAUAAUAGAAUUAAUAGAUUGUAGUGUGAUCUGGGUCUGGUAAGUAUAAAUAUUAAAAUAUAUUAUUUAGGUACCUAUCUAAUGAAUAAAUGGUAUACUUAUAUGCACUCUUGUAGAGUAUUCGACUUAAUAUUAGUAUUCACAUAUUAUUUUUAAUACUUAUGUAAAAAAAAAAAGUAUUUGAGUAAAAUGUUCUGAAUAUAUUUUUUUUUUAAUUCGAAAAAUAUUAUGUAUUAUAUAUUAUAGUGUUUAUACAUAUUUUAUAAUACUACAUUCGUGUAUCACGUUGAUAUAGAUUCAACAACCCGCUGUUGUACCACAGUAUUAGAGGAAUUUAACAUUUUUAAUCGGAAGGCACAAUGUAGAACUCGAUUUUGUAAGACAAAUUAUUUCAAAUUGGUUGUAUUAUUUUAAUGAAUAAUUUUUCUAAUACCAAAUGAGAAAUUGAGAUGUUCAAUUUAGGAUUCCAAAUUUGUGAAAUAGACAAACAUGUAUGCUUGAUACAAAAAAAUCAAUCUACUUUCAUUUUAUGAGAAUUAUACUCCAAAUAAAUUUAAUAAUUAUUUAUUAUUAAUUAAUUUUCAAUUAUAAAUCUUUAAUUUAUUUAUUUAGUAAAAUUAUUCGUUUACCUGUCAUAUAAAUAUACAUAACUAAAAUGUAGUAUUAUUUAUAAAAAUGAACCUAUAUCACCGCAUGAUUUUAUUUGGUA
Messenger RNA from Aphis gossypii (cotton aphid), 2286 nucleotides. RefSeq lists its product as uncharacterized. Bases 106 to 921 code for a protein of 271 amino acids. NCBI's taxonomy places the organism in Eukaryota, Metazoa, Arthropoda, Insecta, Hemiptera, Aphididae. The transcript is spliced from 2 exons. The record is from RefSeq and is a predicted model, not a curated record.